Molecule: messenger RNA, 1756 nt
Organism: Arachis stenosperma
Lineage: Eukaryota; Viridiplantae; Streptophyta; Magnoliopsida; Fabales; Fabaceae
Product: B3 domain-containing protein REM16
Exons: 4
Coding region: 210-1541 (443 amino acids)
Molecular function (GO): DNA binding
Source: RefSeq, a predicted model, not a curated record
UUAACGUCUUGUGUUUAUGUUGGUGGGUUUUACACUAACACUAUUCUGCUAGGGUGUCACGUGUUUCUACCUUUUUGGUUUUUGGGGUUUGAGCCCCUCUAAGCUCUGCUUCUCAGCUCUGUCAACUGUGAACAAUUCCCGUUAACCCCUCUUUAUUUCUUCAAUCAAAACUCAAACUUUCCUCUUCUUUGAGCUGAAGAAUCCAGAUCAUGGAAGGAUCAGAGAUUUCCCAUCACAACAGAUCUUGGGUUGAAGACAUUUAUUGGAACCAUUUUCAGUUCCUCCAUUUCGCAAAGUUUAUGCCCAGCUCUUAUAAUCAGCAUCUUGCACUUCCCAAAGCAUUUUAUGGUAAUUUGAAGAAGAAGCUGCCAGAAAAUGUGAGCCUUCGAGGUCCUGGUGGUGCCCUGUGGAAUAUAGGGUUGACAACAAGAGAAGAUACCUUGUACUUCACACACGGUUGGAAACAGUUUGUGAAAGAUCACUCCUUGAUAGAGAAUGAUUUCCUGGUAUUUAAGUUCAAUGGUGAAUCAACAUUCGAUGUUCUAAUAUUCGAUGGGAAGAACUUCUGCGAGAAGGCUGCUGCUUAUUUCGUUCGAAAUGUCGGAAACGGGAAUCCAGAAAAUGGGAUUGGACGCUUGACAAUGAGAAAAGACACUGAGAACUCUAAUGCUGGUGUAGAAUGUGCAUCGCCUCAGAAAUCUGUGCAUGUUAACAGUUUCCCAGUGCCAGACGCUGUGCCUGUACGCACCGAACCUCCUAGUGAAAGAAAUUUUAAUGGCGAUGUUGAAUUCUCCACCCCUAAAGAAGUUGUUAAUGUAGAUGGUGAUGCCGGUGUUGAAGUUGAUGCUAACGGAGUGACGAUGUCAGAAGGUCGCACCCGCACUACUGGUAAAAGGAUUAGGAAGCCGACUCAAGCUUUUAACCAUUUCCAAACUAAGCGGAGACCAGUAAGGGUGACAAAAACAUCUAAUGCACAUAAGGAAGUAGCAAACGUGGUAAUCGAUGCAGAUGCAGAUGCAGAUCCUGAACCUGUUUCUGCGGGUAAAAGUGAGGGUGGGAAUUAUGAAUUAUAUGUCUCACAGAGGAGGCCUGUCACUGAAGAAGAGAUGAAUAGUACCCUUCAGAUGGCUAAGGCAGCAUGUACCGAUGACAGCCUCUGUGUUGUCAUGCGACCAACGCAUGUUUAUAAGAGAUUCUUCGUGUCGCUCCCGAAUAAGUGGAUACUGCAACAUAUCCCUCCACGAACUCAAGACAUUAUAUUGCGUGUGGUUCAUAGCGAAUGGCUUGCAAAAUACAGCUACCAUAACCCUAGAAACACCGGAGGACUGAGCGGAGGGUGGAAACGCUUUACCCUGGAUAACAACCUGGAAGAGUACGACGUGUGUGUUUUCAAACCCGGAGGCCUGAUGAACAACACAUUGAUCUUGGAUGUCAACAUUUUCAGAGUUGUUGAGGAGAUUAAGCCUUUGACACAAGUGAGAGCUGCAGGAUCAGCCAAAAAGAGUGGUAAGAAAAAGGCCUUAAAGGCCAUCCAAAUAUAAUAGAACCUCUUGUUAUCCCAUCUUUGUGGAUAUUUCAUGUUGUCUUGAAUUAGUGUAAUUUGUUGUUGGAAGUGUAAUGUACCUUAAAACAGGUCAGAACUUAGUAGUCUUAUGGGAGAGACUUAGUUCCUCAUGAUGUGUGUAUUGUAUGCUAUUCUCGGAUUGUGUUAACUUCUAUGUGUCUUCUAAUGGUAAUUUAGUGUUAAUCCUCUCUA